CAGCGCAGCUAACUCAGAAUCGACUUGAACCGCCAAGAUGGAGGUUCUUUGCAAGUUUUUGACGCUCUGCUUGCUGCUCGUCGGCGCUCAGGCGUUCACGAAAUCGGCGGAGAGUUCCAAGGAGCUGGUCUGGCAGUCCUUGCUCUUCGAUGCCGUGACUGGCAACCUGCAGGAGCCGCAGGCCGAUGAGCUCGUCGAGUUCGACGAGUGCACUGCCCUCUACACCGUGGACAACAUUGCCAUUCUGCUGACGGCUGGCUACAAGAUCCAACGCUGCAACAAUGUGUACUCCAGGGAUAUCAACAGGUACUUGCAACGCGAGGACGCCAUCUACUCGAAGUAUUCCUUCGAACGCGAGUUGAUUGGCUGCGCACUGCGUAAUUCGGAGCGCCACACCCGCGAUUGCUACGUGGAUGCCGUCCUGAAUCUGUUCAGCUCGGUGAACCGCAAUCGGUACGAUGUUCGUCGCCGAAGGGCCUGCAUUCUGCGGGAAUUCGAGAGGGCUGCCAUCAAGUUGGAGGCUGCCUCUUCCGAAUUAGCCGACUGCCUCGCCCAGGUGCAGCCACUCCCGCCCCAGAAUAGCACCCUGCCACCACCUCAGAACACCACCGCCGGCGGUCCGGGAUGGAACACCACCCAGUGGCCCAACACGAACACCACUCCCAACUUCACCACCACUACUACUGAAUUACCAUGGUGGGGAAACAACUCAACGCAAGGUCCGUGGCUAAAUACCACUACCGAAGGUCCGUGGUGGGGAAACAACUCAACUCAAGGUCCAUGGGGAAAUAAUACUACCGAAGGUCCAUGGUGGGGAAACAACUCAACUCAAGGUCCUUGGGGAAACAACACCACUCAAGGUCCAUGGGGAAAUAAUACUACCGAAGGUCCCUGGUGGGGAAACCACUCAGCACGGGGUCGAUGGGGAAACAACACCACUCAAGGUCCAUGGGGAAAUAAUACUACCGAAGGUCCAUGGUGGGGAAACAACUCAACUCAAAGUCCAUGGGGAAACAACACCACUCAAGGUCCAUGGGGAAAUAAUACUACCGAAGGUCCCUGGUGGGGAAACAACUCUACUCAAGGUCCAUGGGGAAACAACACCACUCAAGGUCCAUGGGGAAAUAAUACUACCGAAGGUCCAUGGUGGGGAAACAACUCAACUCAAAGUCCAUGGGGAAACAACACCACUCAAGGUCCAUGGGGAAAUAAUACUACCGAAGGUCCCUGGUGGGGAAACAACUCUACUCAAGGUCCAUGGGGAAACAACACCACUCAAGGUCCAUGGGGAAAUAAUACUACCGAAGGUCCAUGGUGGGGAAACAACUCAACUCAAGGUCCAUGGGGAAACAACACCACUCAGGGUCCAUGGGGAAAUAAUACUACCGAAGGUCCCUGGUGGGGAAACAACUCAACUCAAGGUCCAUGGGGAAAUAACACCACUCAGGGUCCAUGGGGAAAUAAUACUACCGAAGGUCCCUGGUGGGGAAACAACUCAACUCAAGGUCCAUGGGGAAACAACACCACUCAAGGUCCAUGGGGAAAUAAUACUACCGAAGGUCCAUGGUGGGGAAACAACUCAACUCAAGGUCCAUGGGGAAACAACACCACUCAGGGUCCAUGGGGAAAUAAUACUACCGAAGGUCCAUGGUGGGGAAACAACUCAACUCAAGGUCCAUGGGGAAACAACACUACUCAGGCUCCUUCGGGAAACAACACCACUCAAGGUCCUUGGGGAAACAAUAGCACUCAAGGUCCGUGGGGAAACAAUACCACUCAAGGUCCUUGGGGAAAUAACACCACUCAAGGUCCUUGGGGAAACAACACCACUCAAGGUCCGUGGGGCAACAAUACCACCCAAGGUCCUUGGGGAGGAAACUCGACCCAGGGACCCAGCUGGAACUCCACCCAAGGUCCGUGGCAAGGAAACUCAACGCGGGGCCUCUUGAGCACCACCGAAGCUCCCUGGGAGAGCACCACCACCACCGCGUCGAGCGAAACCACCACCGAGGAAAACUGGUUCGAUCACCUCCUGGGCCAGAUUGGAUCCCUCUUCUAGACCGGAAAAGCCGUAAUCUAAGCUUUGGGCGAGCAAAAAUAAAUAAAUAAACCUAUCAGCAUUGAAAA
Messenger RNA from Drosophila ficusphila, 2127 nucleotides. Its product is annotated as bifunctional endo-1,4-beta-xylanase XylA. Lineage: Eukaryota; Metazoa; Arthropoda; Insecta; Diptera; Drosophilidae. Bases 38 to 2059 code for a protein of 673 amino acids. The transcript is spliced from 3 exons. The record is from RefSeq and is a predicted model, not a curated record.